Messenger RNA from Dothidotthia symphoricarpi CBS 119687, 1868 nucleotides. Its product is annotated as cysteine proteinase. Gene Ontology annotation, biological process: protein deubiquitination; mRNA processing; spliceosomal complex assembly. Lineage: Eukaryota; Fungi; Ascomycota; Dothideomycetes; Pleosporales; Dothidotthiaceae. The transcript has a single exon. The coding region runs from base 32 to 1681 and encodes 549 amino acids. Gene Ontology annotation, molecular function: zinc ion binding; cysteine-type deubiquitinase activity. The record is from RefSeq and is a predicted model, not a curated record.
CCGCCGCCUUCCACAAUCACGACACCCCGCCAUGUCCAAACGACAAGCUCUGGAGCCUCUCGAAGAGGUCUACGACGCGCCCUCCCCGGCUCUGAAACGAGCGCGAGUCGAAGAUGAAGAGAUGGAAAGCCCACCACCGGAGGGCGCGAUCACAAACGGCUACAGCAUGCCUCUGCGACUGCAAGACCAAGGAAAGAUGGACAUAGUGGGCGCAGAGGCGGAGGAGCAUGCGGACGACGACGACGAGAACGAGCCGGCGAUUGCGGUACCCAAGCGACAGACUGCGCCGGAAGCUGGAUACACAGACCUGUACCUCGACACAAUAGCGCGCAAGGUGCUCGACUUCGACUUUGAGAAGCUCUGCUCCGUCACACUAUCCAACAUCAACGUCUACGCGUGUCUCGUCUGCGGGAAAUACUACCAGGGACGAGGGCCAAAGUCUCAGGCAUACUUCCACGCGCUGGAAGAGGGUCACCACGUGUAUGUGAAUAUGGAGACAAAGAAGGUCUACGUGCUUCCAGAAGGCUACGAGGUCAAGUCGAAGUCGCUGGAGGACAUCAAGUUUGUCGUGGACCCGCGCAUGAGCAAGACGGAGGUGGCACGGCUGGACAAGGACCCCAAGGUGUCGUGGGACCUCUCCAACAAGGAGUACAUACCAGGCUUCAUCGGCAUGAACAACAUCAAGGCGAAUGACUACUUCAAUGUCGUCGUCCAGGCGCUGUCGCACGUUGCGCCAUUGCGAAACUUCUUUAUGCUCGAGGACCUGUCAAGUCGGCCACAACUCGCGCAACGAUUCAGCACUCUCGUCCGCAAGAUCUGGAAUCCACGCGCCUUCAAGACACACGUAUCACCACACGAAUUACUCCAAGAAGUCGGACUGAGAUCUUCGAAACGCUUCACACUAUCCGAACAAUCAGAUCCCGUGGACUUCCUCUCCUGGUUCCUCAACAACCUGCACCUGGCCGUCGGCGGCUCAAAGACAAAACCCGGCUCCAGCAUCGUGCAAAAAGUCUUCCAAGGCAGCCUGAAAAUCGAGUCGCAAGAAAUCACCGCCCGCGCCGACGCUGGGGAUCGUCUGCGCUUCGAGGAUGCAGACGUGAAGACGGAGAUCUCCAAAUUCCUCGUCCUGACCCUCGAUCUCCCCGCAGCGCCCCUCUUCCAAGACGCGCUCGAGAAGAACAUCAUCCCCCAGGUGCCCCUGACCACCAUCCUAGGCAAGUACAACGGCAUGCAGCCGCAGGAGAAGAUGAAAAACCGCGUCCGCUACCGCCUGCUGCACCCCCUGCCCCCCUACUUGUUGAUGAACAUCAAGCGCUUCAGCAAAAACAAAUUCGUGUCCGAGCGCAACCCCACCAUCGUCACCUUCCCCGUGCAAACACCCCUCGAUAUGUCGCCGUACGUGGAGCCGAAUCCGAGGGAGUACCCGCCCGGCGAGCCUAUUUGGUACGAUCUCGUCGCGAACAUCACGCAUGAGGCUGUCAAGAAGAAGGAUGACAGUGUUGAGGGCGAGCAGGAGAGCAAGGUUUGGCGCGUCCAGCUCAAGGAUCGGAGUCGCGAUGAUUGGUAUGGGAUUCAGGACUUGUUUGUGGAGAAGGAGCGGGGCGAGACGCUGUUUACGAAGGAGAGCUAUUUGCAGGUCUGGGAGCGGAGGAGAGGCGGGAAGGCGAAGGGGAGGGCAUGAGCUCUUGGGAAGGUAGAAGUUUUUUGGAGUAAUGGAAGGCGGAAAGAUAGAUACCUUUGGCGAAGAGGGUCAAGCAUGUACGGCUCUAUGAUGUAGGAGUAUUGGUUGUGGAGACUUUUGGCUGGAUAUUUGCAGUCGUCCCCUGGUAGUUGAGGGAUGUAGUUACAAAACAUUUACCAAAUAACAC